Messenger RNA from Lathyrus sativus (Indian pea), 1191 nucleotides. NCBI's taxonomy places the organism in Eukaryota, Viridiplantae, Streptophyta, Magnoliopsida, Fabales, Fabaceae. The record is from the annotation of a GenBank genome assembly.
AUGUCCGAUGACGAGAGAGACGAGAAAGAGUUGGAUCUCACCUCUCCUGAUGUCGUAACCAAGUACAAAAGCGCUGCAGAGAUUGCUAACAAGGCUUUGCAGUUAGUUAUUUCAGAAUGUAAACCGAAGGUCAAGAUUGUGGACAUUUGCGAGAAAGGGGAUUCUUUCAUUAGAGAGCAAACUGGUAACAUGUACAAGAAUGUCAAGAAGAAGAUUGAGAGAGGUGUUGCCUUCCCAACUUGCGUGUCUGUAAACAAUACUGUGUGUCAUUUCUCUCCUCUUGCAAGCGAUGAAACGGUUUUGGAAGAAGGGGAUAUUUUGAAAAUUGAUUUGGCGUGUCAUAUUGAUGGGUUUAUUGCUGCUGUGGCUCACACACAUGUUCUUCAAGAGGGGCCUGUUACAGGACGUGCAGCUGAUGUAAUUGCUGCAGCAAAUACUGCUGCUGAAGUGGCAUUGAGGCUUGUUAGGCCUGGAAAGAAGAACCAAGAUGUAACUGACGCGAUUCAGAAGGUUGCUGCUGCCUAUGAUUGUAGAAUUGUUGAGGGUGUUCUUAGCCACCAAAUGAAGCAAUUUGUGAUUGAUGCAAAUAAGGUUGUGCUAAAUGUAUCAAAUCCGGAUACAAGGGUUGAUGAUGCGGAGUUCGAAGAGAAUGAAGUUUAUGCAAUUGAUAUUGUAGCCAGCACCGGAGAAGGCAAGCCGAAACUGCUAGAUGAGAAACAGACAACCAUUUAUAAGAGAGCUGUUGAUAGAAGUUAUAACUUGAAGAUGAAAGCAUCUAGGUUCAUUUACAGUGAAAUAAGCCAAAAUUUUCCCAUCAUGCCUUUCUCUGCCAGGGCUUUGGAAGAAAAGAGAGCCCGUCUGGGUUUAGUGGAGUGCAUGAAUCACGAGCUUCUGCAACCUUAUCCUGUUCUACAUGAAAAAUCUGGUGAUUAUGUUGCACAUAUCAAAUUUACAGUCUUGCUUAUGCCAAAUGGUUCAGAUCGUAUAACGUCACACCCACUCCAGGAAAUCCAGCCUACUAAAAUAGUAGAUGAUCCUGAGAUUAAGGCCUGGUUAGCAUUGGGUGUUAAGACAAAGAAGAAGGGCGGUGGGAAGAAGAAGAAAGGUAAGAAAGUUACUGAAGGUGAAGCCGAAGCUGAUCACAUGGAUACAUCAAACGGUGCCGAUGCUGCAAAACAAGAGCAAAAUUGA